AAUGUUGCCUUGCUGUUGUGUUUUUGAUGUAACUGUUUAUAUUUCCAUUACAAAGACCGUACUCGUCUUAGGUGCUCGCUAGAUGGCGCUGUAUGGGAUUCGUAGGUAGGCGCUAAGCUGUCAGUCUCACGCCGACCACCCGAUGGGAAAGACGUCUGGGGGCCGUCCUGAGGCAGGAGUCCGCGCGCACAGAGUUAAUAACCGCAGGGAGUCCGGCGUGUCGUGGGGUCGGCGCGGGCGCGGGGUCGGGGGAGGGGGCGCGCGCGCGGGCAGCUCGGGCGCGUGGCGGCGGCGCGAGCGGCUCGCGCAGUCUCGCAGGCCCAUGGAGAUCCUCACCAGCCUCUAUGCGCUGCUGUCUGGCGGGCAAGGUAUUAACCCGAAGAUCGACUCUGUAGCGUUCCGCUUGCACUGCGGAGCAACCACCGCUGCGCUACUGGCAGCGAGCGCGGCUCUGACCACGCGCCAUCUCGUGGGCAACCCGAUAGACUGCAUACAUACGAGGUAA
This is a messenger RNA of Nymphalis io (European peacock), 505 nucleotides long. RefSeq lists its product as uncharacterized. The transcript is spliced from 4 exons. Lineage: Eukaryota; Metazoa; Arthropoda; Insecta; Lepidoptera; Nymphalidae. The coding region runs from base 143 to 505 and encodes 120 amino acids. The record is from RefSeq and is a predicted model, not a curated record.